AUGUGGAUGCUGCGAGCGGGUGUGCGAGCGACGCGCGGCGUGGUAGCGCGGUCGUAUUCGACGGGGGCCAAGUCGCGGCAUGCGCUGGUGUACCGUGAGAUUUUUCCGCCCAUGUUCCGUGUGUUGGCGUACAGCACGGCGACGUACUUUGCGAUGCAUUUGUUGUGGGUGACGUUGGCGACGGAGGAGGAGAGGCGUGCGCAGGCGGCGGAGAUCGAGGAUCUGCGUGGUGAGAUCCGAGCGGCGCAGGGCAAGUAA
Malassezia restricta is the source of this 258-nucleotide messenger RNA. RefSeq lists its product as uncharacterized. Lineage: Eukaryota; Fungi; Basidiomycota; Malasseziomycetes; Malasseziales; Malasseziaceae. The coding region runs from base 1 to 258 and encodes 85 amino acids. The record is from RefSeq and is a predicted model, not a curated record. The transcript has a single exon.